CCUUGGAUAAGCGGACUACCCUGUACAGCAGUGGCUUCGGCGCCCAUAGAUUUCCUCAGCCUCUUUAGCUGUGUGCCGAAAUGUGUCCCUUGCUAUUGGCGCAGAGCCAUGACCCGGAGUCUCAGCUUAAGUACUAUAACCAGGUACUUCGCGAUGCCGAAGCAUCUUCGCUUGAUAUAAAUUUAGAGGUAGUUGGAAAAGGAAAAGGUGUUGUCGCGUCGCGCAACAUCGACGAGGGCGUGACAGUCUUCACCGAGCGGCCCUUGGUGAACUUGCAGCACCUUGACAAUCAUGCUAGUGCCAUCGUAUGCCAAGCCUGCUUACGCUAUGUUGGAUCUAUUGAGCUUCAAAUCGGGCACAAGCUGCGUUCUUUGGUGGAUCAGCUGCGUGGGGCAGAGCAAGGUGGCGCUCAUGCAGAGAGCGGCGGAAGCGCCGGCGAUACCGAGGAUGAGGUCGACCUGGACGGUGCCUUGGAGGCUGGCGAGCGACUGGAGCAGAUCUAUGCCCACGUGACGCCCGAGCGGAUUGCGGAGCUGUGCUCAGGUGCCGUAACGCUGCCACUGACGGACGGCUUUCGACUUCCGAAGCCGAUGCCUUGCCGCCGCGGCUGCGGGGCGUUGUACUGCAGCGCCGCCUGCGAGGCGGAGGCCUGGGAGCACUCGCAUUGCCUGCUGUGCACAGGCACGCGCACGUCCUCAUCACCCUUAGUGGAGCUUAAAGCCGAGCCGUUUUGGGAGCACGCUAGGGAGACGAACGAAAUCUUCCUGUUGGCAGCGCAAGUGGUGGUGUCGACGUUGCUGCGAGCGGCGAGGCUCCUGGCUGGGAGUUCUUCAGGGGCCGCCGGCCCGUCUGACGCAUACCGGUCAGCGCUGCUGGCAGCGUGGCAGCCGUACAUGUACGGUUGGAAGCGGUGCUGGUGGGAUUCAGUUGCAGUACCGGAUGACGUGGAUGACGAGGAGGAGUUUCGCACACAGCUCAAAUCUUUGGCAUCAGAUUCCCUGGAGCUUCUGUCAGCCGCCAUUAGCGACCCGCGGUUUGGUCCGGAGCUGCUGCAGCUCGAGGUGUACGGCAGCAUUGUGGGAAUGUUUGAGCUGAAUAACAUGGGCCUGAGCGUGCCUUCCCCUGUGGAAGAUUACUUCCUGGCUGUGGACGAGAUGGAGGAGGGCGCGGAGAAGCAGGCUGUGCUUCAGAUCACUCAGCCGCUGCUGGACGCGCUGGAUUCGGAAUACGCGAGCCCUUGUGAGUCAACCGCCUUCCUGGCUCUGCAGAGCUGCAUCAACCACUCGUGCGACCCGAACUGCACCGCCGUCUGCGAUACCGGCGACCGGACCGUCACCGUCCUGGCUCAGCGCGACAUCGCCGCCGGCGAGGAGAUCACGCUGUCGUACAUUGACGUAACGUUGCCGUACAAGGAACGCCAGGCCGCGCUGCGCGAUUACGGCUUUGUGUGCCGCUGCACUCGUUGCGUGGCGGACGCGGCGGCGGCACGGUCAAAGCGCCAGGGCGGCGCGGCGAAGGGGUUUAAAGUCGGUCGGCGGCGUUAGCUUUUCGGCAGUGUGUUUUUCUGAAAAUUUGUUGUCUUAGAGCGCUGUGCUGGGACGGUAGGCACAUAGUCUUGAAAGUGGCGGUAGCUGGUUGGUAAUGGCCAAAGUUGCCGUGUCGUGCCGUGUUUCUGUCGACAAGCGUUUCACGGUUAUUCAUCUUUCCGCGC
Volvox carteri f. nagariensis is the source of this 1711-nucleotide messenger RNA. RefSeq names its product SET and zf-MYND domain-containing protein (gene SMYD1). Gene Ontology annotation, molecular function: methyltransferase activity; protein binding. The record is from RefSeq and is a predicted model, not a curated record. Bases 81 to 1544 code for a protein of 487 amino acids. The transcript is spliced from 12 exons. Lineage: Eukaryota; Viridiplantae; Chlorophyta; Chlorophyceae; Chlamydomonadales; Volvocaceae.